AGCGACAAUAAAUUAGUACAAAAAGUCACAUAUGAUGUAGUAGGCUGCAGAGUGAGUUAGUUCACAAUACAGGAGCUAAAAGCUUACAGGUCAGAUAGCUUAGCAAUAGCCCCAAAUAAUUUAGAUCAACUGGAAAUAACUGCAUUUCCAAAUAUGAAUAAAUCAGACUAAACAUAUCUGAAAGUAAGUAAGUAUCUAAGAAGUGUUUUGGGGGGGUUAAAGUUACACUAAAAAGCUAAACAUUAGCAGAAAGUGGUCAGUUAUAUUUAGUUUUCCCGGUGAUUGUAAUGAUGCUCCUGGGGUUGGGCUGGGCUGAAUACGUUGAUUAUACCGUGGUCUAAGGAAUAUACUACAAUAUUAUGGUUUACAAACUUAGCAUAAAAAGCAAGUAAGGCCAAAUCCCUGACAAAAAAGGGUUGACAGUUAACAAACGUUAGUUUAAAGGGUGACUUUACAAAGCGUUGAGACUGCGAGCAGGUGUGUAACGGUAGACACUUCGGUCUGCCUCGGGUUUCCUCGUGUUUCCCGCAAUGUGACGUAGACACUGUUGGGAUAUUGAUUAAAGUUGAAGAAUAGAAAAUAACUGUGAACAAACAGGCAUGAGAGAUAAAGGAAACUGAGAGGAGAAAGUGCUUCAGUCACGGCUGUUCGCGGAAGGAAACACAAACACAACGCGCCGUGUGAGUCCGGGAAUAAGAGAGCGAGGGAGGAAGGAGGGAGGGGAAAAGGGGGAAAAGGAGGAAGGACGGUGAGGAGUACAGUAGAAGGAGGGAGAAGUGCGAGGCGGAACGAAGGAGGGACGGAGAUUAAGCUGUGAGCGAGGAGCUCAGUCAACCUGAGCUCAGUGACGUUUCUCUCCUGCUCGUCUGUGAGAAUGAGCUGCAGAACAGGAUUUUCAGACUUUAUCCUCUGUCAGUGAACACAUCGCAGAGUACUUGCAGCCAUGGAGUGUCUGAAAAACUGUUGCAAGAAUCUGAUGAAGUACAAGGGCAGAGAGAUUGAGACUCAGGUGAUUAAAAUGAAGGUCCCUCCAACCAAGGCCUUGACUUCAGGCCUGGAAUCAGAUGAAAUAAAAAGGGGCAUUAGAGAAGAUUACCUCCUGUCCAAGCUGCCCCCUAAUGGCAGAGAGGUGCCGUUUGUUCUGCCGACAUUCAAGGCCUCAUACAUACAGCCCAAAGGAGCCCGCUUCCCAAACUUACAGCCUGGGCUACAGAGUUCAGCUCGAUGCACGUAUGCAGAGAGAAAGGCAGAGAUUCUGGGCUCCAGUCAGUUCACCUACAGCCCAGAGUCCACCUUCCAUCAGGGUCAGAUGUUUGAGUACGUUUCCCCUGGCUCUGCUCGACGAGACACGCUCAAGAAGAAAAUACCCGCUCCAAAAAGCCCAGUCUGGACCCUGAAGCCUGAGAGUCAGCAGGAGCGUCUGAGCAGCUCCAUGUUGGACCUGUCCAGUCCUCAGAGUCACAUACAGCGCUUCGACUCCCUCUCCAGCGUCCUUAGUGGAACGUCCUCAGCUAUCGGCUCGGUCGACAGCAGCCUGGACUCUGUCACACUGUCCGGUGACGAACGAGACUUUGGGAAAGUAUGCGUCCGGCUGAGCUACCAGGAGGAUUUGGAGCAGGUGUGGAUCACUCUAGUCCAGUGUUCAGACCUCAACCUCCCCGUGGACGGAGCAGAACAUCAAAAGAUCGGAUUCAAAGGCAUCAUCACUUUGCCCAAACCCAUAAACUUUAAAAGCACCGUCAAAGCGCACUGCCAGGAUGUGUCCUUCAUGGAGACCUUCGUUUUUGCCCUUCGUCUCCAGUCUUUGCGUUGCAGUGCUUUAGUGCUGCGGCUGCAGAUUCACACCCCCAAGAAACGUACGGUGGCUCAGUGUGUUCUGUCCCUGCGACAGCUCGGCCCUGAGGAGACGGAACACUGGUUGGACCUCAACACUCCAUCUAAAUCCUCAGUUUGUCACUCUGAGCUCCACCUGGCCACAUGCUUUCAGCCCGUCAACAGUCGCAUCCAGCUUCAGGUCCUUGCUGCCCAAAAUCUCCCAGCAUCCUCUUCGCCACUAACCCAGGCGUUUUUCGUAAAGGCCGAGCUGCACCAGUUGGGCCAGCUGGUGAUGAAGAAGAAGACUCGGGUGAUAAAGGCCACAGGAGGACAGUGUCAGUGGGCGGAGACUUUUCACUUCCAUCUGGCAUCUUUAGACGAGCCCUGCUCGCUGUCAGUCAGACUGUACAGUCGCAGCUCGGUCAGGAGGAAGCAGUGUCUGGGUCAGGUUUACCUCGGGUUCGACAGCUCUGUGUCUGAGGCUGUGGAGCUGUGGAAGGACAUGAUGGCUCACCCAGAGAAAGUGGUGGCAGCCUGGCACAGCCUCAGCCCGGCCUGAACCUCUACUCCAGAAACCUUGGCUUUUGUACGCACACACAGUGUGAUGCCCUCGUGCGCACACGUCUCGCUGGUCACAGUCCUGACUCUGAUGGAGCAGACCAUGAACUUUAAACGUCCUGGACCAGCAGCUGACCACAGAGGUGCUGCGGGGGGUCAGUGAUGGUUUGUUAUUAUGGGUAGUUGAACAAAGUGUAGAUACUGGAAACAUUUAUAAAUAAGGGAAAUAAAAAUAACAGUGUAGCCGAGUGACUUAGCUGUUAGCUUGUUUAUAAAACUGUAUUUUUAUGAAAGAGUCUUUUAAUGAAGGCAUUGUCACUUUGGCUAAAUACAUAGAAGGUUAACAAACAGAUUAAUGACAACGACAUGUACUGGAAUAAAAAAAUCAUAAAUGAGUCUGUUUCUAAAAACCUUUCUUCUUAAGAAUGCUGCCAUUUGAUGGUUUGUCAGAUAAGAGAAUCCAUAUUUAUAAAUCGUCAGAGUUUUUCUCUAAGUCCUUCUGUGAUGCACCCAGUGAUCCAGGUUUAAGACAGUCAGAGGACAGAGAACAACCCUGGGUACCUGGAACUUUCAGGUCUUUCUGUCUUACAGUUGUUCUGACAGAUUCACGGCUCAAUUCAGAUUUAGAGUCAAGAAAAUGCCUUUUACUGUCAGCGGACUCAGCUGAACCUGGUGAUCAAGGUCCUAUUAAUGUCAUGGAGAUAUCAGUUGGCCUGAAAUUGACCUGUGUAUUUUUAAAAUGUAAUAACAGAAGAUGUUUGAUGAACCAAUUAAAGGAAAACACACGCAG
Cynoglossus semilaevis (tongue sole) is the source of this 3163-nucleotide messenger RNA. RefSeq names its product tandem C2 domains, nuclear (gene tc2n). The transcript has 12 exons. The record is from RefSeq and is a predicted model, not a curated record. NCBI's taxonomy places the organism in Eukaryota, Metazoa, Chordata, Actinopteri, Pleuronectiformes, Cynoglossidae. Gene Ontology annotation, cellular component: nucleus. The coding region runs from base 944 to 2374 and encodes 476 amino acids.